This is a messenger RNA of Aspergillus piperis CBS 112811, 615 nucleotides long. RefSeq lists its product as uncharacterized. The record is from RefSeq and is a predicted model, not a curated record. The transcript has a single exon. The coding region runs from base 199 to 534 and encodes 111 amino acids. NCBI's taxonomy places the organism in Eukaryota, Fungi, Ascomycota, Eurotiomycetes, Eurotiales, Aspergillaceae.
UCAGGGAUGAUAGGAGGGCAGCCUUACAGCAAUCAAACAAUAGCAAACCGCAACCUAACAGCCAAGACUAGGCAAGGGACAUCAGCCACAAUGGAUGGAAUGGAUGGUUGUCAGCCGAGAUGUCCGUCAAAUGGAAGGGCCCGGAAUUAGCAGAUUCCAAUCGCUUCCCGAGGAUCCCGUUCCUUGGAAAAAGGAUGGAUGGAUGACAGACAGUUCCUUGAACUCAAACCCGUUCAGGGCAGCACCCAAAAGUUUGAGAGCUCGGACAAUACGAACGCAGGUACUUUACCUUUUCCUGACUUUCAUGCAAGGAGAAAUGGGGUUUUCGUUGGCGGACGUAAACCCCGAAGAUGCGAUCCAAUUGUGGGUGAGAGCGAUGAUAAUCAACCCCUGAAACAUCACUCCGGCGGCGGCCUGAGGACACGCCAUCCAAGCUCUUUUCUUCUCAGUUUGUGUCUGUGUGGGUGUGUAGUAGUAUCUUUAGGUUGCGGCUACCCCGUUGGCUGCGACAAACUUGCCGCCCUGUACAGAUGAAACGACCUGUCAUUCUUCCGUUAUGAUCGGAUCACCACUGCCCUCCUUCCCUCCCUCCUUCCCCCUGAGCAAGGCUGUAAG